This is a messenger RNA of Salpingoeca rosetta, 1703 nucleotides long. RefSeq lists its product as uncharacterized. The transcript is spliced from 4 exons. The record is from RefSeq and is a predicted model, not a curated record. Bases 178 to 1368 code for a protein of 396 amino acids. Lineage: Eukaryota; Choanoflagellata; Craspedida; Salpingoecidae.
CAGCCAGCAAAGCCAGCCAACCCAGCCACAACAACUGUUUUGCUCUUGUGUGCUGUUGUGGUUUGUGUUUUGCGUGUGGCAUUUUUCCAUCCUUGUCGAUCUCAGGUCUCCCCAACACACCUUGCUGCUACCUGACCACCACCCUCGGUUUUUCUUCCGCCCACCACCCAUCCCAGGAUGAAGCUUCUCCUCGCCGUGGCGGCCGUGGCUGCCCUUCUGUCUGUGGCUUCGGCCCAGACAUGCUCCUCGCAGGGCGUGUCCGACUCGUCCAGCUGCAACAACAAGUGCAGCGGCCAGGGCAGCUGCGCGUGCGUUUUCACCGACAUUAUUGGCGCCACUUGCGAGUGCACGGGCACAGGCUUCAUCUUCUCUUGCACCGACCUGGCCGGCAAUGACGAUUUCAGCUUUGGCGACGACGAUCUCGUUGUCACCAGCUGCAGCGGCGACGGCGUCACCUCCCAGUCGAGCUGCAGCAACCAGUGCUCGGGCAACACCUGCACAUGCGUCUUCGCGGAGAUCUCCGGCUUCUCCACGUGCUCCUGCGCUGACGGCGGAAGCUACGUCUACUCCUGCAGCGACGCGUCCGGCACCAUCAACGCUGACGACGACGGCGCACCCAGCGCAGGCAGCGUUGUGGAUAUCCUCACCCAGUUUCUCGGCGAGAGCUGCAAGAGCUCCAUCAAGAGCGCCGUCACCAACUCGCUCAUCAACUGCAUUGCCGACGCCGGCUCUGAGUUCUCUGCCCUCAGCGACGACGACUUUGACGACUUGGACGAUGAUGCCUUCUUCACGGAGGAGCAGCUGCAGGACAUUUGCAACAACGACUGCGUCGCGCAGGUGUUCCGGAGCCUGGCCAUCCUCGAGGACGCCAGCUGCCUCCCAGACCUCAGCACCAUCACCGGUUUCCUUGGCGACGACGAUGGCGCCAGCAGCAACAUUCUCAGCGGCUUUGCCCAGUUUGCCGGCUUUGCCGCAUACCAGGAAACGCUCGGCCUUGCCUGCACGCAGGGAGGCGGUGUGUUCUGCGGCACCCUCAUCGACGUUCUUGGCGCCAUUUCUGCUGACCCCAGCGCCGUCACCGCCGCCCAGUGCCAGGCCCUCGUUGAUGCCGGCAACUGCCUCGGCACCAUCAAGGCAGCCGUCGAGGUCAACCCUUCCAUCUUUGGCGAUGAUGAUGGCUUUGAGAUUGACGUGAACGCGUUUGUUGGCAACAUCAGCCUCGCGUGCAGCAACCAGGGUGUGAGCGGCGUUGAUCAGGCAGCUGCUGGCACCGAGGCCCCGUCCUCCAUUGCCUCCAGCUCCGCCACCAUGGUCUCUGGCAUCGUUGCCGCUGUCGUUGCCGUGGCUGCUGCAGCCAUCAUGGCCUAAAGCCUGCCGACAACGAGGAACAUGCAUCAGGGCCUGCACGCGCGCUCAGCUCGCGUGCACUCCGCCCUUUCGCCUUUGUUCGUUGCAUUGCCUCAUUGCACUGAACCAACAACCCCCAACAUUUGCGGGGGCCCACUCCUUGUGCUUACAUCCCCACCUUUGCGUCCCCUGCAACCAACCACAUGCCUCGAUGCUCAGAACGACACCAUCGUCGAUGCUGUGACAUGUGUGGCCUGUUGUUCCGUUGCUUUCGUCCCUCAUCCCCCUACCAGUGUUCAUCCACCCAUUCAUCCCCCUCCCCCUCUCCACACCUCAUUAAACGGUCCAAGUCCACG